CCACCAUACCACUCACGACACAGCAUGACUUGAGGGAGAAACACAGAAUAAGGAAAUCAUGUUUGCCGCACGCAACCUGGACGAGAACGCGAUCAACGCCCAGCAGCAAGUCGCCGCUGCCAAACCACUGAACCAGAGCGUUCGCGGUCUUGCGCCCAAGACUCCCGCAAACAAGCCUGCCUUCAAAACGCCAGCACGAGGCAACCAGAAUGACGAAAAUACGAAGCUAGACUUGGGUAAGACGGGAGGAAAGGAUGGCAAGUUGGAUCGCAAUGCAUUCGUGACCCCCGCCAACAAUCGCGUGCGAGCUCCUCUCGGCAACAAAACGACCAACGCCAAAGCACUCCAGACCCCAGCUCUGCAGCUGCCUCCAGAAGAUAAGGUCAAGGGCAGUUCCCCACGACUUCGUCGCUCGAAGAUCAAGGUUCACGAAGCUCUGGAUACUGCCCAUGAUGUGCUCAAUACACACCCAGAAGAGCGCGCAAUCGAGUACAUGCCGCCGCGUGAAGUGCCUCUCAACAAUGACCCAGACGACAUUCUGCCUCUUUCCAUGAAUCUCAAUGCGCUCAAGGGAAAGAAUCUGACCAAGGGAUGGUGGUCGGAGUACAGUGGCAAGGGAGAAAACGACGAGGACAGUGAGCUGAGCGACUUUGAAGAGAAGGUGAGGAAAGCCGAAGCCGAGCAUAAGAAACGGGAUACACAGAAGUCGAAGCCGGUAACGAAGCCAUUUGCUGGCAGAGCUGCCACAGCUGGACCUACAAAGUUUGCGCCCACUACAGUGCAAGCGCGAAAGGCCGCUUCAGUACUCAGCAGCAGGCAUACCACGAAAGCCGCAGUCCCAAGCUUCACUGCACCAACAGCAAUGGCCAAGGCUCGUCUGGCUGGAUCUAUCAUGCCUGCUGGACGGAAGCCUGCCCCUGCUCUGGGCAACUCUCGCUUUCCAGCUGCAAAAGCAGCAUCGAACAGUACAAUUGGGUACUCCAAGGGUAGAUCUGUCUCAGCGACCACUCGCCCGCCUCUGUCCAAUCUGUCCUCUCGACCGCAAGCGAAGAGCAAAGUCGAAGAGCCAAAUAGAGGAACUCUUGAUGAUUUGGCCGGUUUUGGGACGAUGGAUCUGGAUGAUGAUGAAGAUGGCGAUUUAGGAUUCGGUGUCAAUCGCAGUGGCUUGGACGUACUGCUCGACGACGACGAGGAGGAGCUCUUCCAGCUUGAUCCCGUGGAAGAUCUUUGAUUACGUCUUUCCUUUGUACUCCUUGUAUUGUUUGACAUGGCGUUUGUAAGACCACGGGAUGUGGCAGGCAGGUUAUACCACAGUUUGAAUAGCGCAAGUAUCUUUUCUGGCGAUUGAAUACUAGAACACGUUCG
Messenger RNA from Sphaerulina musiva SO2202, 1365 nucleotides. RefSeq lists its product as uncharacterized. NCBI's taxonomy places the organism in Eukaryota, Fungi, Ascomycota, Dothideomycetes, Mycosphaerellales, Mycosphaerellaceae. Bases 59 to 1231 code for a protein of 390 amino acids. The record is from RefSeq and is a predicted model, not a curated record. The transcript has a single exon.